This is a messenger RNA of Pollicipes pollicipes, 2907 nucleotides long. Its product is annotated as coiled-coil domain-containing protein 146-like. The transcript has 3 exons. Gene Ontology annotation, cellular component: cytoskeleton. The record is from RefSeq and is a predicted model, not a curated record. Lineage: Eukaryota; Metazoa; Arthropoda; Thecostraca; Pollicipedomorpha; Pollicipedidae. Bases 1 to 2907 code for a protein of 968 amino acids.
AUGUCACACACCGCCGUACCGAAGGAUGGAGAACUAAAGCCGGCAGCGUCCGGUGCCGAAACUGCGACGGCUUCAGAGUCUGCGCUGGCGGCGACGGCGGAGCCCUCCCAGGCAUCCCGCGAGGCCGUAAAGUCUGCCGAGUCCCAGCUCGACGGCAAGCCGUCUGUGGCAGCUCCAGAGUCGACCGUAGCGUCGCCGGCGCGGUCAGAUGGCGCCGGCGACUCCUCCGAGUCGGGCGCCGCCAGCCGGUCCCACUCAUCCGAUUCGCUGGUGACCGAGACGGGCGACGGGGAAGAGUAUGAGGACAGCCCAGCGCUGGCGGGCUCGGAGUCGGAGCUCAAUGGCACGGGGCGCGACGAGACGCACGAGCUGCUGCAGGAGCUGGAGACGGACGCCGUGGAUCCGAACGACGGCUUCAAGGUACUGGACGAGCUCUUCACCGGCGGCAAGAUCAACGAGGUGCAGUACAAGGACCUGCAGCGGAAGCACAAGUACCUGCAGUCGAUGUUCUGGGUGUGCGUGCAGAACAGGGCCGGACUGAGGGACGACAUUAAAGAGACGAACGCCUUUUUGCACGAGUUGAAGGAAAAGGCCAGGCUAGAGGAAUCGAGUAAAGACAAGAGGGAUCCCGUGGAAGAAUUUCCUGAAAUCCACACGGUAGCUGAUCUUGAAGGCAAAAGUGUGGACGACCUUAAAAGGUAUUUGGCGUCGUUUGAGCAGCAACGUAAGUCAUUGGAUAAUUCGAUCUAUCAAAUCAAAUUUAAAACCAGGCACAUGCAAGAGGAGCGGGAGCAGCUAAAGGAGAAGGUUGAUGCAGACAAUGUGUCUAGUUCAAAGAUCUACUUGAAUAGUCCCGCGAUGCUGGAGAAAGAGGUUCGCGAAAUCGGUGUUGAGAUACGCGUUCGCAAGCAAGAAAUCCGCAACCUGAUCGACGACAUCGACACCCGCGAGCGACUCGUUCCACAGAAGGAAGCCAAGAUCAAGAAGCUGGAGGAGAAGAUAGCGGUGCUACAGGAUGAGAAGGAGGGGCUGCUGCCGAAAAUGGUGCUCGUCACCCGAGACGCGGACCGCGAAGAAAAACACUGCGCCAAACUGAAGAAGCAGAUGGAGGCGCUGGGGUCGGAGGUAUCCGUCGUCAUCAGCGAGCUCAAGGAAUCCACCGACGCCUCCCAGAAGAUCGACAACGAGCGGAACGAGCUGAUCAAGGCCAUGGACAAGGAGUACAAGCUACUGGACGCCAAGUCGAAGGAGUGCGCGAACCUGUCGCGCGACACGACCACCUGUCGGGAGCGAGGCGCGCUGCUGAUGGACGAGAAGAACCGCGUCGAGGCCAGGCUGGCCAUGUUGGCCAGCGAGAUCCGCCAAGAGACGCUGAGCGAGCGCGACAUGCACAAGGCGCUGGAGCGGGUGGAGCGUGACCUCCGCAGCGGGGAGCAGGCGCUGCGCGCGCAGCGCGACCUCCUGACGGCCACCAAGAACGAGAUGGACAAACUGACCAAGCAGGUGCAGCAGCAGAGCCGGCAGGCGAGCGAGCUGCCGGCGCUGCGGAAGGCGUUGCAGAAGGAGGUGGACAUCGCGCACGGCGACAGUAACAUGCUGGCAACGCUGACAUCGGUGGAGCUGCAGAACCUUAAGCGCCUGGCCAAGGAACGAGCCCGGCUGAUCCGACAGCAGGAAACGCUGACCAAGUCGCUGGACACGCUGAGCAGGCAGCACAGCAAUCUGAUCCGGCAGCGGGACACGAAUGCCAGGGUCCUCCGGAAGCUGAGCGGCGAGGUGGAGCGCAACGAAGACGAGCUGCGCAACCGCAUCACCGUGGUGGCCAAGUUCAAGAAAAAGUACGAGGAGACUGAGAAGCAAACCAAGGAGCUGUCCGACCGCUACGAGCUGAUGAAGAAGGAGCGAGACGAGAUGUCGGCUCAGCUUAACAUCUCGCUCACCAACUGCGACGAGCUGCUGAAGAAGACGCAGAUCCUGCGCUCGCAGCAGGACACCAUGCUGAGCAGGAAGCUGGAGCUGGAGCGGCAGCACGCCGUCACGCGCCAGAAUACGCUGAAGACGAUCCUCGACAAGACCAUGACGCAGAGCACGAUGAACCAGGAGAAGGACGCGAUGAAGGAGUUGGAGGCUACGUGCGACCAGCUGGACAUGAUGAUCACUUGCAACCAGGCGGCGCUCAACGCCAUCAAAGAAACGGUCAUGUCCGACCUGGAGGAAUACAAGCGGCAGGUGGUGGACCGGAACGAGCGGGGCCUGCUGCUGGUGGAGCGCGACGAGGAGGUGUGCGCCUUCCAGGAAAAAAUCAGCCUGCAGGAGCUGUUCAUCGAACGUGGCUAUGGCCAGCUGGACGCCAUGGAGAAGGACAUCUGCGAGCUGAACACGAUAGUGCGCUCCGAGCAGCACCACAUUAAGUGCUUGCGGGCCAAGCGCGCCGAGAUGGACACGAUGGAAGCCGGGCUGGCGGCCACACGCUGCCAGCUGCAGCAGCUCAACGUGCGCGCCGGCCGUGCGAGCGACGAGAUGGAGACGCCCGCCCUGCGCCGGUGUCGCCAUCUGGCCGGGCCGGACCGCGCCGACGACAACAUCCCGGCGCACCUGUGUCGCAUCGAACUGCAGCUGUACGAGGCCGAGCUGCGGCUGCUGGAGCGCCAGAUGGUGGACGCGCAGCUGGAGCGCCUCGUCGGCCGGCUGCGCGCAGAGAUCAACGCUACGCGCGCCGACUCGGAGCGCCUCGCCAAGCGCGCGAACGUCGAGAAGCGCGCCGCGCGCUCCAACUACCUGCCGGCGGCGGGCAGCGCGCUGCCCCUGCCGCGGCCGUACGGUGCGUUCGGGCCGUUCAAGCCCCAGACGCACGGCGCCAGGUUCCGCCAGAUGCAGCGCAUGGUGGGACGGGGUCAGAAACAGUAG